AUGCCGCUUCAGUACGACAUCAUCACUAAAGGAACUGGCCCUUGUCCGAAAGCAGGUGAUUCCGUCACGGUGCGUGCCGCCGGUUUCUUCCCUGAUGGGCGCAUAUUUUGGCCGGCAAAAGGCGGGACCGAAUCCUUUUCAUUCCGCGUGGGUCUUGGACAUGUAAUUCGGGGUUGGGACGAGGCUGUGCUUCAAAUGCCUUUGGGAGAGAAGGCGAAGAUUGCCAUGACAAGCGAAUACGCCUACGGGACGAAAGGUUUUCCUGAGUGGGGUAUCGAGCCCGGCGCAUCGCUAGUGUUCGAAAUGGAACUCGUCGCAAUUAACUGA
Molecule: messenger RNA, 327 nt
Organism: Trypanosoma brucei brucei TREU927
Lineage: Eukaryota; Euglenozoa; Kinetoplastea; Trypanosomatida; Trypanosomatidae
Product: peptidyl-prolyl cis-trans isomerase, putative
Exons: 1
Coding region: 1-327 (108 amino acids)
Molecular function (GO): peptidyl-prolyl cis-trans isomerase activity
Source: RefSeq, a predicted model, not a curated record